Candida tropicalis MYA-3404 is the source of this 351-nucleotide messenger RNA. It is a transcript of the gene PGA59, whose product is annotated as Pga59p. The coding region runs from base 1 to 351 and encodes 116 amino acids. The record is from RefSeq and is a predicted model, not a curated record. The transcript has a single exon. Lineage: Eukaryota; Fungi; Ascomycota; Pichiomycetes; Serinales; Debaryomycetaceae.
AUGAAAUUCUCCACCGCUGCUAUCUUCACCGCCGUUGCUGGUUCCGCUUUCGCUGGUUACGCUAACUCCACUGUCACUGAAGUUGGUACCACCAUCAUCACUGUUACUUCUUGUGAAGAAAACAAAUGUACUGAAGUUCCAGUCACCACCGGUGUUGUUACCGUCACUGAAAUUGACACUACCUACACCACUUACUGCCCAUUGACUUCUGAAGAAGAAUCUACCAAAGCUCCAGAAUCUACUUCUGCUAACUCCACUGCUCCAUCUGUUUCUACUGCUGAAGCCGGUGCUGCUGCUAACGCUGCCCCAGUUGUUGCUGCUGGUUUGUUGGCUUUGGGUGCUUUCAUGUAA